AGUCAAUAUGCACACCCCUGACGUCCGCAAACCACCGUUGAGGGCAAGUGCGCCAUUUUGGCUCAAACAAAGUCGGAAUUCACUUUCUUUGCUUUUUUGCCGGCCAACAUCGCUUAAUAUUUUUGUAAACGAUUGGAAUGAGACGUCUGCUCAUGUUUCAACCAAUGUUGUGUUCUGUUUUUUUUCUUCAAGAACAAGUGUAAAGUUGUGAUAGCAUUAGCCUCAGUAAAUGUGCUAGCUAACGUUACCUGCUAACUCUGUCGUUCGAUUCCAUUGCCCCUAGCUCCUUAGUUAGCUUGCUAGUUAAGCCUUAGCUAGCUAGAUUUAGCUGUGUUAGAGACUUGUUAACUCGAUAGGUAUGGGUGGGUGCUCCGCUCCAAAUUGCUCAAACUCAACAACCAUUGGGAAACAACUCUUCCGUUUUCCUAAAGAGCCAAUACGCAAGAAGAAAUGGCUUGUAAACUGCAGGCGUAAUUUUGUACCAACUCCACAUUCCAGACUGUGCCAGGACCAUUUUGAGCUGAGUCAGUUUGAAGAAAUUGCUAGAUCGCCAGCAGGGGGAAAGAAGCUGAAACCAAAUGCCAUCCCCACUCUUUUCAAUGUGCGAGACCCACCUUAUCCUAUCAUCCCACAGAUAGUGCUACCACUCAAACCAGAGCCAGUGGAGAAGGAUCUCAAUCUGGGGGAUCAUGGCUAUGCACGGCGGCAGCCAACUCUGGGCAUGGAGGACGAUGAUUCUGAUGAACUACACAAGACAGUGGAAAGGCCCUGUACCCAUUGUCAACAUUACAGAACCCUGCUGGAACAAGAAAUGCAACACACAGCCAGACUUCAGAAGGAGGCUGAAGAAAUGAAGAAGAGGAUGUUUAAACUGGACAGAAUCGAGAGGGGACUCCAAACAUUUCUAUAUGAAGACCAGAUCCGCGCCCUGACGCUGACCAAGCGCUCCCGGAGAGCUGUGUGGUCCCAUGAGACCGUGUUGAAGGCCCGUAAGAUCCGGUGUGCAGUCGGUGCCAAGGGUUACGAAUUCCUUCGGGAGUUAGGCUACCCCCUGCCAUCAUACAGAACUUUAUGCAACCGGCUGGAAAACAAAAUGAUGGUGACAACGGCCGUGGGCUGUGAUGAGCUGGCAGACCUGGGUCUGGGCAUCAUAUCCACGUGUGACAGUCCGGAGGGAGACGGGGACAUUGACGAGGCUUUUAUUGGAGUCAUGUCAUGACUCGGGAGGGAUGUUCUCAAUCAAUGUGUUGGAAUGUUUGUUUCUUAUUGAGGGAUAAAACGUGAAAUGGCAGCAACAGUGUUGUAAAGGCUGACCAUACAUCAACUGAUAGUCCUAUGCAUUGAAGGAUUUGCACAAAGGGUGAUGUUUGGGUUUACACAUCCUGUAGUUCUGGACUUCUCAGAAUGGUUUACUUGUGGCAAAAAUUUCAAACAACCUUUCUGUGCUCUACCAGAUUAUGAUUUGCUGCGGAUCACCUAUUUCUACAAUUGAGAAUGUUUGACUAAUACCAUGGAGGCGCAGAAUUCUAACCCUUGUUUGGAGAAUGGUGUGGUUUCCCUGUAAUGUCACUUAUGUUAAGUGGACACAUUGGAGUAAUUGGUUCUAUUUUAUUGUGGGAAAUAGUUCAAGCUGAAUUUAGAAACUGCAAUGCAGUAUACAGCCUUUGAGAAAUGUGGUACCUGCAUUGUACUGUCUGUGGCUUUUCAACUGAAUUCCCCUAAGCUUAUUUUGUUACAAUCAAUAAUAGGAUAUUAGCCUAGAAGCAGAACAUUCUUGGUGGGAGAUGUUUUGUAGACAACACACUAAAGGGUGCAGUAGUGCUCUGCUCAAAACAAUGGUACUUGAGGUAGAUAAAUAAAGACCUUUUAAGUAA
Esox lucius (northern pike) is the source of this 1874-nucleotide messenger RNA. RefSeq lists its product as uncharacterized. The transcript has 4 exons. Bases 359 to 1219 code for a protein of 286 amino acids. Gene Ontology annotation, molecular function: sequence-specific DNA binding. The record is from RefSeq and is a predicted model, not a curated record. Lineage: Eukaryota; Metazoa; Chordata; Actinopteri; Esociformes; Esocidae.